AUGCCACCAAAGAAGCAAGUUGAAGAGAAGAAACUCCUUUUAGGAAGACCAGGAAACAACCUGAAGUCUGGUAUUGUUGGAUUGGCCAAUGUUGGUAAGUCCACCUUUUUCCAGGCCAUCACUAGAUGCCCACUUGGAAACCCUGCCAACUACCCCUUUGCUACGAUCGAGCCUGAAGAGGCCAGAGUGAUUGUUCCUUCUGAGCGUCUUGACAAGCUCUACGAAAUGUACAAGCCACCUAAGAAAGUUCCAGCUUACAUCACCAUCUACGAUAUUGCUGGUUUGACUAAAGGUGCUGCUGCUGGAGAAGGUCUUGGUAACGCUUUCUUGUCCAAUAUCCGUGCUGUUGAUGCCAUUUACCAGGUGGUUAGAUGUUUCGAUGACGCAGACAUCAUCCACAUUGAGGGAGAUGUUGACCCUACCAGAGAUUUGGAGAUUAUUUCCAACGAGUUGAGACUCAAGGAUAUUGAUUUUGCCGAGAGUCACUUGGAAGGUAUCCACAAAAUCACCAAGAGAGGUGGUCAAUCGUUGGAGGUUAAGCAAAAGAAAGAGGAGGCUGUUUUGGUCGAGAGAAUCAUCCAGCUUCUCAAGGAUGGCCAGAGAGUUGCCAACCAAACCUGGACAAGUAAAGAAAUCGAGGUCAUCAACAGCAUGUACCUCUUGACUGCCAAGCCAACCAUUUAUCUGAUCAACCUUUCGGAGAGAGAUUAUGUUAGAAAGAAGAACAAGCACUUGCUGAAGAUCAAGGAGUGGGUCGACAAGUACUCUCCAGGAGAUGUGAUCAUUCCACUUUCUGUUUCCUACGAGGAGAGAUUGUCCCAAAUGGAGACUGACGAAGAGAGAGCCGAGGAGGAGAAGAAGGUUGGUGCUCCUUCCAUCUUGCCAAAGAUCAUUAUCACCAUGAGAAAGAAGCUGGAUUUGAUUUCUUUCUUCACUGCUGGUGAGAAGGACGAGGUCAGGGAAUGGACCAUUAGAGACGGAACUAAAGCUCCGCAAGCUGCAGGUGUUAUUCACACAGACUUGAUGAAGACUUUCAUCUUGGCCAACGUGAUGAAGUACAACGAUCUGAUCGAGUUGGGAGACGAGAAUGCUGUGAAGUCAGCUGGUAAGUUGCUCCAGAAGGGUAAGGACUAUACUGUCGAGGACGGUGAUGUCAUCUAUUUCAGAGCUGGUGCCGGAAAGAACUAG
Molecule: messenger RNA, 1188 nt
Organism: Ogataea philodendri
Lineage: Eukaryota; Fungi; Ascomycota; Pichiomycetes; Pichiales; Pichiaceae
Exons: 1
Coding region: 1-1188 (395 amino acids)
Cellular component (GO): cytoplasm
Molecular function (GO): ATP binding; ATP hydrolysis activity; GTP binding
Source: RefSeq, a predicted model, not a curated record